Molecule: messenger RNA, 3369 nt
Organism: Branchiostoma belcheri (Belcher's lancelet)
Lineage: Eukaryota; Metazoa; Chordata; Leptocardii; Amphioxiformes; Branchiostomatidae
Exons: 10
Coding region: 1-3369 (1122 amino acids)
Molecular function (GO): calcium ion binding
Source: RefSeq, a predicted model, not a curated record
AUGUCGGAAAGGGACAGAAAGCACAAAGACGUACAUGGUAAAGAUGCCUUUGCUGUGAGCUCUAUGCUGAAACGACCAGUGCCUGAACUACCACCUCGCAAUCGUGUAAAACGAUCUAAAGACGUCACCCUGGACAAGAGCUAUGAAGACACAGAUGGUAAGGAUGGCUUUGCAUUGAGCUCUGUGCUCAAAAGACCAGUGCCCGAACUGCCACCUCGCAAUCACGACAAUGGAUCUAAAAACGUCACCCAGAACAAGAAGCCUGAACACAGUGAUAGUAAGGAUGCCUUUGCUGUGAGCUCUAUGCUGAAACGUCCAGUGCCCAAACUGCCACCUCGCAAUCGUGACAAAGGGUCUAUAAACGUAACCCAGGACAAGAGAUCUAAAAACAUGGAUAGCAAGGAUGUCUCUGCACUGAGCUCUGUGCUGAAACGACCAGUGCCUGAACUACCACCUCGCAAUCGUGACAAAGGAUCUAAAAACGUCAUCCAUGGCCAGAACAAGAAGCCUGAACACAUGGAUAGUAAGGAUGCCUUUGCUGUGAGCUCUAUGCUAAAACGACCAGUGCCUGAGCUACCACCUCGCAAUGAUGUAAAAGGAUCUAAAAACGUCAUCCAUGGCCAGAACAACAAGCCUGAACACAUGAAUAGUAAAGAGGCCUUUGCUCCGAGCUCUAUGCUAAAACGACCAGUGCCUGAACUACCCCCUCGCAAUCGUGUGAAAGGAUCUAAAGACGUCACCCAGAACAAGAAGUCUAAACACACGGAUGGUAAGGAUGGCUUUGCAUUAACCUCUGUGCUAAAACGACCAGUGCCUGGGCUACCACCUCGCAACCGUGUAAAAGGACCCAAAGACGUUACCCAGAACAAGAUGUAUGAAGACACGGAUGGUAAGGAUGGCUUUGCAUUAACCUCUGUGCUGAAACGACCAGUGCCUGAACUACCACCUCGCAAUCAUGACAAAGGAUCUAAGGACGUGGAUAAGAAGUAUGGGUACGUGGAUAAGAAGGGCAAAGGCGCGAACAGGAAGUAUGAAGAUGUUGACAGGAAAUAUGAAGACGUGGAUGGUAACGAUAUCCUUGCUUUAAGCUCUUUGCUGAAGCGACCGGAGCCCGAACUGCCGCCUCGUCACCGUGACAAAGAAUCUGAAGAUGUGGACAAAAAAUCUCCCAAAGACGUGUACAGGAAGUACGAAGACGUGGACGGUAAAGCUGGCUUUGCACUGGGUUCUCUGCUAAAACGACCAGUGCCUGAACUGCCCCCUCGUCACCGUGACAAAACAUCUGAAGACGUGGAUAAGAAGGAAGAAGACAUAAACAUGAAGGGCGAAGACGUUGACAGGAAGUACGAAGAUGUGGACGGCGAAGAUGGCUUUGCAUUGAGCUCUGCCCUGAAACGGGAGGUGCCCAAAGAACCACCACCUCGUAACAACAAAGAGCCCGACGCCGUGGACGGCAAAGAUGACUUCACAUCCAGCUCUGGACUUGAACGUGAAGUGCCCAAGGCGUCCCCUUCUCGAGCCCACUAUCUUGACAUGGGAGACCAUGCAUACGUAGUGGACGAUGAAGCGUACAAUGGAGACACGCUUCCUGAUAACAGCUACAAACCAGACGACAAUGCUGAAGAUGGAAAUCAGAAGAAGUGCUGCUUUGGAUACAAAGCAAAAGCCAACAACCCUCACAACUCGACCAACAACCCUCACAACUCGACCAACAACAGCCGUCCCAACUGGGCCAACAACAACCCUCGCAAUUCUGCCAACAACCAUUACAAGUGGGCCAACAACAACCUUCACAACCGGGCCAACAACAACCCCCAAAAUUGGGCCAACAACAACCCUCACAACUGGGCUAAUAACUGUCACAAUUCUACCAACAACAACUCUCACAACUCGGCCAACAACCCUAACGAUUCUGCCAACAGCAACUCUCACAGUUCCACCAACAACAACUCUCACAACUGGGCCAACAACAACCCUCACAAUUCUGCCAACAACCCUUACAGCUGGGCCAACAACAACCCUCACAACUGGGCCGACAACAACCCUCACAACUGGGCCAACAACAACUCUCACAACUGGGCCAACAACCCUAACGAUUCUGCCAACAGCAACUCUCACAACUGGACCAACAACAACCCUCACAACUGGGCCAACAACAACCUUCACAACUUGGCCAACAACAACCCUCACAACUGGGACAACAACAACCGUCACAACUGGGCCAACAACAACCCUAACGAUUCUGCCAACAGCAACUCUCAUAACUGGGCCAACAACAACCCUCACAAUUCUGCCAACAACAAUCCUCACAACUGGGCCAACAACCGUCACAAUUCUGCCAACAACAGCCCUCACAGUUCGACCAACAACAACCCUCCCAAUUCGACCAACUCUCACAACUCGACCAACAACAAUGCUCAAAUCUCGACCAACAACAAACCUCACAUCUCCACCAACAACCCUCACAACUGGACAAGCAACAACCCUCACAACUGGACAAGCAACACCUCUCUCAACACGACCAACAACAACAAUAGGAAGCCAUGCAAACAUGGACGCUGCAUCAUCCACGAUGGCGGAUACAGAUGCGAAUGCUCAUCUGCAUGGACUGGACUAAACUGUCACCAAGAUAUUGACGAUUGUGAUGGAAACCCUUGCCAGCACGGUACGUGUCUGAACAAAGUUAACGGAUACGACUGUACCUGUUCACAUGGAUGGACUGGACGGAACUGUCAGCAAGAUGUUGACGAGUGUAUGAGGAAACCUUGCCAGCACGGUACUUGUGUGAACAAAGAUGGCGGAUACACCUGUACUUGCAGACCUGGAUGGACUGGACGGCUCUGUCAGUUUGAUGUUGACGAGUGUGCGAGGUACACUUGCUGGCACGGGACUUGCGCAAACUCUGCUGGUGGAUACACCUGUAACUGCUCACCUGGAUGGACUGGACGGAAGUGUAUUCAACGAGUAGACAAGUGUGCUAGGAACCCUUGCCAGCACGGAACUUGUGAGAACAAAGAUGGCGGAUACUCGUACACCUGUACCUGCUCACCUGGAUGGACUGGACAGAACUGUCAGCAAGAUAUUGACGAGUGUGUGAGGAACCCUUGUCAGCACGGAACUUGUGAGAACAAAGAUGGUGGAUACACCUGUACCUGUUCAGCUGGAUGGACUGGAAAGAACUGUCAGUAUUCUGAUACAUGUGGGAGUGGUUGGACCGAGUAUAACAACCACUGCUACAAGUUGAUGACAGAAUUAGCUGACUGGGACACGGCAGACUCACAGUGUAGAGCAAUGGGUGCAAACCUUGCUUCUAUCAAAGAUUGUAAAGAGAACAACUUCAUUAGAGACUUUAUCCGCACUGGUGAGUGA